AGGCUGUAUGAUGAGCUCAAGAGGGAAUUGUACACAUGGGAUACAGUCCCUGCAGGAGAUGUCAACCCAGUGACUUCAUUCACUAAUGAUCCUCUCUGAUCUUUGACGUCCCCGCUCAGAGCACGCUUUCCCACCUGAGGAGUCUGUUUCCAGAGUUUCUCUCCCCUCGCAGACGGACCGAGUCAACUGGACAACAUGUCCGAGCUCAGCUCCAAAAAACAAGGAUUUAAAAAAUGCCGGAGUGCCACUUUCAGCAUUGAUGGCUUCAGCUUCACUAUUUUGGCGAAUGAAACCGGAGAGAGCAGUGCGAGACCUCUGGCGCGAUUCGCACGUUCCAAGUCCCAGAAUGCCUUGUGGAACGCCAUCACAGCAGGCAUCGGGAUCAAGGACAAGGACAAGCGGGGCAUCCUGAUUGACCCGCGGAGCCCGGAGGAGAUUCUAGCUGACGACCUGCCCUCUGUCGACAGUCCUGAUGCCAUGGAGAAGACCGCCAUCAGGCUCAGAUGUUUGGUGAAACAGCUGGAGAGAGGUGAGGCUUCUGUUGUUGACUUGAAGAAAAACCUAGAAUAUGCUGCAUCCGUUUUGGAAUCCGUCUACAUUGAAGAAACCAGGCGCUUGGUGGAUACAGAAGAUGAGCUCAGUGACAUCCAGUCCGACUCUGUUCCCUCAGAAGUGCGCGACUGGCUGGCGUCAACUUUCACACGUCAGAUGGGGCUGAUGUUGAGACGGUCGGAGGAGAAGCCGCGAUUUCGCAGCAUCGUGCACGCUGUGCAAGCAGGAAUAUUUGUGGAAAGGAUGUACCGACGGACCUCCAACAUGGUGGGUCUGAGCUAUCCACCCAGUGUGAUCACGGCUUUGAAGCAUGUGGACACAUGGUCAUUUGACGUCUUCACACUGAACGAUGCCAGCGGAGAUCAUGCACUGAAAUUUAUUUUUUAUGAACUUCUCACCAGAUAUGACAUAAUCAAUCGCUUUAAGAUCCCCGUUUCUGCUCUGGUGUCUUUUGUGGAGGCCUUGGAGGUGGGCUACGGCAAAUACAGAAACCCUUACCACAACCUAAUCCACGCUGCAGACGUCACCCAGACAGUGCAUUACCUCCUGCUCAAGACCGGCAUGGUUCACUGGUUAACUGAGUUGGAGAUCUUUGCUAUGCUGUUUGCCGCUGCUGUGCAUGAUUACGAACACACCGGCACUACCAACAACUUCCACAUACAGACCAGAUCCGACGCAGCCAUACUAUACAAUGACCGUGCUGUACAGGAAAACCACCACGUGAGCGCUGCAUAUCGCCUUCUGCAGGAAGACGAUGAAAUGAACAUCCUCCACAAUUUGUCGAAAGAUGACUGGAGAGAAUUGCGGGCCCUGGUGGUCGAGAUGGUCCUGGCCACUGACAUGUCCUGUCACUUCCAGCAGAUUAAAGCCAUGAAGAACUUCCUCCAGCAGCCAGAAGCGAUCGAUAAACCCAAGGCCUUAUCCCUGUUACUGCACACCGCUGACAUCAGCCACCCUGCCAAAAACUGGAACAUGCACCACCGCUGGACCACCUCACUGCUGGAGGAGUUCUUCAGACAGGGCGAUAAGGAGGCAGAGCUCGGGCUUCCUUUUUCUCCUUUAUGUGACCGCAAGUCUACCAUGGUGGCCCAGUCUCAGAUCGGUUUCAUUGAUUUCAUCGUGGAGCCCACCUUCACUGUGCUGACAGACAUGAUUGAGAAAAUCGUGACUCCGCUGAUCGAAGAAGCCUCACCCUCCGGCCUGACUGGAUUCAGACGGUCCAGUCUGAAUAACAUCCCGUCGGACAGUAAACGGUCUGCAGUGAGAAGCACUGGUUCGGAGGGCGGCACUUCCAUGCACUGCUCCGUGAGCGCUGUCGAUUUUAAGACCUUCAAAAGCACCUGGAAUGAGGAAGUGCAUAAAAACAGAGAAAAAUGGAAAGCACAAGCAGCAAAAGAUCUGGAAGAGAAGGCCAAACAGGAAGAGAACGAGGAGAAAGCUCCUAAAACCGACACAGACACACAAAGCAGUGACAGCAAAGGCGAUAAUACUAAAAAAGAAGACAGAAUCAACACGGACUCAAGUGUGAAAUCUCAAGACAAACGAAAGGAAGACACAAGACGAGAGAAGGAUUCAAAGAGAGAUCGAGAAGCUACAGGCGAUAACAAGGAGCCCAGAGAGGAAGAGGGUAAUAAAGACCCAGGGGGGUUGAACGGGGCUCAAACACCGGCGUCUGACACCAAAGAGCCCGAGACCUGCAGUGACACGGACAAUAGCAAAAGAGCACACAAUGGGAACGAGGAACUGAACUCACCUGACAGUGACGACAGUGAAAGCAAGAGAUCGGACGAAUUGAAUGUAAAAUGGGAAUCAGCCUCUAUGAGCAGGAGAGCUACAUUCAUUUCCCCUCAUCAGGACAGAAAAACCCAUGACUCAGAAGACGAGCACAGUAACUGUGGGAUCUCCCCCUCUUCACUGGCAGACAGUGCAGCCGCUGCAUCUGCGCCUGAUGCAAACUAACAGCACUCCAAAUCCUGUACUAUGCUGUCACCUGGAUGCACUCCUGGUUUUAGUUCAGAGAUACACAAAACCAUAUAGGACUGAGACUUUGGCAUGAGACGGAUGUAAAUCCUUGCAUCCAUGCAAUGUAAAAAGUCAUGCGUGGUGCCGCGGUGGCUUUUGGAAACUGUUGGCACCAAAGCCACACGCAUGAAGAUGAAAUGUGUCCCGUGUCAAGUCGAUGGAGACCUACCCAGCUGAUGAUCUUCCCUCGGGGACAACGUGACAUCUGCUGACCACUCAAGCGCCAAACCAGCACAGACAGCGAGCCGAGAACUUCAAAGAACUCCAGUCCCUCAGAGCGGCAAAGAAUGUCUGCAGAACUGCUGUUCAUUUACCUCUUAUUUUUAUUUGUUAGUCGUAAAUUUGAUGUUGCUGUCGUCCGUGUUUGUUCUUUUUUCUGUGUAUGAUACUGUACAGUUUCCAUCAUGUGAGUCUUCUGUGCAUAUGCUUUCAGGAGCUUCUUGAUAUCAAAUGGUGUAUGUGAUUGAGGGUUUGAUUGUUAGUAUAAUGGCCCAUAAUCCUUCAAUUCAAAAGUCCAUUUGAACAUAGAAGAUUUUUUCACAAAUAGUUUUGACAUUUUGACAACUAUUCAAAUGAUUUUGUUAUAUGUGAUUUGCACAACAUAUAUCUAUGUUAGCUAGAUAUAAUGAAAUUAGGAAAAAAAUGAAAGCUUAUACACAGUGGUCCAAAAGCCUGAGGUCACAUUGAAAAUUAUGGGUUUUCUUGGAAAAAAAUAAAUAAAGAUUUAAUAUAUCAAAAUGCAUGUUAAGUUAUGAUGUAAAAUUAUACAUACAUAUAUAUAAUUAGUAAACAUUAAUGUACAUUUUUCUAAUUCUCACUCAUAUCUUAUUUUAUUACUCUUAUUUUAUAUAUUACAUUUUGUAUAUUAUCUUUUUUUUUUAUUACGCAUUUUCUUUUUUUGCAUUAAAUUGGAAAAAUACCUAAUUAGCCUCAGAUUUUUGGAGCACACUAUACUGAUUAAAGGAAUAAUUCAUCCAAAAAUGAAAAUGUACACUCACAAGCCAUCUAAGAUGUAGAUGAUUUUUCUUUCUUCAUUGGAACAGAUUUGGCGAAAUGUCAUUGCAUCACUUGCUCUCCAAUGAAUCAUCUGCAGUGAAUGGGUGCCGUCAGAAUGAGAGUCCAAACAGCUGAUAAAAACAUCACAAUAAUCCACACAAAUCCUUCAAUGAAUGUCUUGUGAAGUAAAAAGCUCCAUGUUUGUAGGAAGUCCAUCAUUGAGGCAUUAUAACUGUAGUUUAAUUCUCAUUCUGACGGCACCCAUUCACUGCAGAGGAUCCAUUGGUGAGCAAAUGAUGUAAUGCUACAGGUCUCCAAAUUUGUUCAGAUGACAAAACAAACUCAUCUAUAUCUUAGAUGGUUUGAGGGCGAGUACAUUUUUAGCACAUUUUUAUUUUUUUAUGUGAACUCUUUCUUUACAAUUAACAAAGGUACAGCUCCCCUUUUUUAAAAAAAACAAAUGAUAUCUGAUUAUCUGUGUUAUUAUAAACCAAAUCUGAUGGGCCAGUUUCUCUCUUAAACCUCUGCAGAGAUUGUCAGCUGUUCAAGAUCUUAUAAUGCAGUAAAUGUAAUUAUUUUCACAUUAGGUUGUGUUUUGAAUUUUCUUCUAUUUUUAUAUUUAAUGUAUAUAAAAGAGUAUAUUAUUUAUGAAGUGUUUAUAGGGAAAUUUGGUAUGAGCAAUGAACAAUAUUAAUCGUAGGAAGGUGUACUAAUCAUGCUUACUCAAAUCUCGGAGAGAAUUAUUAUCUUAUUUUUGUUUUUCAAUCUGGUAAAUGAGGAAUUUUAAAAGCACAUUUUAGCAUGAGCAUCUUGAUCAGUCAGAUGCUGCGUGCUGUUAUUACAUUUUAGUUCAUCAUGCUAGCGAGGUAUCCGUGUAAAAACUGAGUAUAAUGCACCUAUCCAUGAGAAUCUUUUCAUACAUAAAUUGUAAAAUGUAGGAAAAAAAAGGCUUCUUGUAAAUAUGCAGCAAAAUCCAGCGCAAAAUCCAGCUGUUGCCUCAACCAAAGAUGAAUAUAAUGUCUGUGCCUCAUUUAUUUGGAGGUCAUCGCAAGCCAUCAUUCAUGCAUGCUUCAUAUGAGUCAUUGGUUGGAAAGCAAGAAAGAAAGAUAAAGAAGGAAAAAUUGUUGCCUUAUUAUUAUUAAUUACAAAUCCUUGAGAAUUAUUCUCUGUUGUCAUUCAUAGAAUAUUUGUGUCCAUCUUCCUGUUUAGUCAUCCUCCUCUGACUCGGUUCUGAGUCACGACACAUAUCUUGAGCUUUCUUUUUGUCUGUGCUUAUGUCAACGUUUUUCUUCGUAUCUGAGAGACACUGAAGUGAUUUCAUCAUUUUUAUUUUACUGGAGAGUUGUGAAUGUCAGCAUGUUGCCCUUCUCAGCUCCGAGGCUGAUACUGUUGACUGAGACUGAGACUGAUACUGUGCCAUUAUAAAAUGUUCUGAAUAUUAUAGUGAUAUUUUGUUUUAUUCAUUUUUUUUUUAUUGCCCCUCCUUUCCUAUUAAAUUUCCAUGAGCAGAGCAGAGUUGGUGACUUACUGCAAAUAUCAUUUUCUCCAGCAAAAAAUCUAAACAUUAUUAAAAUAAGCCAUAUAUAUAUAUAUAUAUAUAUAUAUAUAUACAUCCUCUGAAAACAAACCUUGUUCAGUUAAUUAAGAAUGUUUUGAUGGAAAUCAACUUAAUACUGAUUAAAGCUGCAGUAGGUAACUUUUGUAAAAAUAUAUUUUUUACAUAUUUGUUAAACCUGGCAUUAUGUCCUGACAGUAGAAUAUGAGACAGAUAAUCUGUGAAAAAAUCAAGCUCCUCUGGCUCCUCCCAGUGGUCCUAUUGCCAUUUGCAGAAAUACAUCGCUCCCGUUAAGAAACAACCAAUCAGAGCUGCGGUCCGUAACUUUGUUUGUGUUCAAAAUGUAGAAAAAUUUAUAUAAUAAGUGAGUACACCAUGAAUCCAUUUCCAAACAUGUUUUUAGCUUUUCCUGAAUCACUAGGGUGCAUCUAUAAUAAGUGUUUAUAUUCUGACUAUUUUAGAUUGCUUCGGGGGUACUGCAGCGGAGUAACCCAGUACCUUUGUGAUUCUUCAUAGACAUCAACAGAGAGAAGUAGUUCCGGCUACGAUGUUCUUCCGCAAGACGCAAGCAGUUCUGUUUAUUAACCACUAGAAAGUCAAAAGUUACCAACUGCAGCUUUAAGAAACCUCUUUGCUGGAUGAACUUUGAGUCCAUACUAAGGUUUCUGACUAUAACAGUUUUUCCUCAAAUCUUGACAUUUCUGAAGAGUCAUUUUUCAACCUCAUGUUUGGCGCAUUUAGGCUCAGAAUGUGAAAUUAUGUAAGUGAGAUGUACAUUUAUAGAAUAUUGAAGUUGAUGAGUAAAUAUGGCACAGUGAGAUUCUGCCUUAAUAAGUGUGUUUUGUUCUGCUUUGUACUAAAUCGUAUUCGGCUCAGUUUAGUACACAUAUGGUUUUGCCAGGAAAUCAAUGUGGUGUGUCAAAACUAAGCUAAUUUUUAUUAAGGGUUAUUUUUUUUAUUUAUUUUUUUUAAAUCCUCAUGUACAACGUAUUUUUCUCGAACAUAAAAGGAGGCUCUGAUCAGCAGUGCACUAGUGGCAUAAAUCAUGUAGUGCUUUACAGCCAUCUGUUGGCUAUCUAGUGUACUGCAUCACUGCAGUCAAACACAUUUUUAGAUCCACACAUUGUUUCUUUAAACUUUUUAUAUUACUUAUACAAAGUAUAAUUUGUCAUGAGAUGUAUUUUUUCUACAUUAAUGUCUGUUGAUCCAUUCGUUACUUUUUUUAUUAAAAAAAAAAAAAAAAAAAAAAAAAAAAAGUAUGGCAGGUGUGGUCAUGUGAUCAUGCUUGUUUUGAUGCUCCUUAAUUGCACUUUUGUGACAAUAAAUCUUUACUCAAAGGGCUCA
This is a messenger RNA of Carassius gibelio (silver crucian carp), 6469 nucleotides long. RefSeq names its product dual specificity calcium/calmodulin-dependent 3',5'-cyclic nucleotide phosphodiesterase 1A. Gene Ontology annotation, biological process: signal transduction. The record is from RefSeq and is a predicted model, not a curated record. Bases 196 to 2511 code for a protein of 771 amino acids. The transcript has 20 exons. Gene Ontology annotation, molecular function: 3',5'-cyclic-nucleotide phosphodiesterase activity. NCBI's taxonomy places the organism in Eukaryota, Metazoa, Chordata, Actinopteri, Cypriniformes, Cyprinidae.